This is a messenger RNA of Ostrinia furnacalis (Asian corn borer), 547 nucleotides long. Its product is annotated as cuticle protein 64-like. Lineage: Eukaryota; Metazoa; Arthropoda; Insecta; Lepidoptera; Crambidae. The annotation marks the transcript as partial. The transcript has a single exon. The record is from RefSeq and is a predicted model, not a curated record.
UUCUAUUCUACAUUAUUCAUUUAUUUCCAGGUAUUCGCUGUUCUUUGCUUGCUGGGUCUGACCCGCGCCGGUCACCUCUAUGGCGGUUACUCCGGCUAUGGCGGCUACGGUGGCUAUGGCGGCUACGGCGGCUACGGCGGCUACGGCGGCUACGGCGGCUACGCAGUUGCUCCUGCCCACUCCUACGUCGCCGCUCCCGUCGUAGCCAAAACUUACGUAGCACCUGCUCCCAUCGUUAAAUACGUAGCACCAGCCCACGCGAUCUCAUCUGUGUCCCAAUACAGCGUUCACUCCAGCCCUAUCGUCAAGUCCUACGCUCCCGUCAGCUACGUUCACUCCACCCCCUACGUCGGCCACUCCUACUCUCCCAUCUCCUACAGUAGCUACGGCGGCUACGGCUCCGGCUACGGCUACGGUGGCUACGGGAAAUACGCCUGGUGAAAUACCAAAUAAUUGAAUCUAUUUAUUGUAUUUUUUUAAGUAUCACAACUUUUAGUAGACAGUGUCAAUAGCUAUUUCAUAGUAUACUCAAAAUGAUCGAAAAAUA